Molecule: messenger RNA, 1125 nt
Organism: Laccaria bicolor S238N-H82
Lineage: Eukaryota; Fungi; Basidiomycota; Agaricomycetes; Agaricales; Hydnangiaceae
Exons: 7
Coding region: 1-1125 (374 amino acids)
Source: RefSeq, a predicted model, not a curated record
AUGUCGGACUCUACGAUAGCCUCCGACUUCUCAAGCAUCCCAAUUCUCGACUAUUCUCUACUUGACUCACCAUCUCAACGACCCAAGUUCAUCGCGCAACUUCAACACGCCCUCAUCAACGUCGGCUUUCUCUACCUCUCAAAUCACCCCGUAUCAACAACCGACAUCGAUUCUCUAACCCAAUACAUCCCGAAACUCUUUGCGUUGCCUCAAGAAGCCAAGGACAAAAUUCGAAUGGCGAAUUCGGAGCAUUUUCUGGGGUAUUCGAGGUUAGGGGCCGAGUUGACGAAGGGGAAAGUGGAUCAGAGGGAACAAUUCGAUUUUGCGACGAGGCAUGUUUGUAGGUGGAAGGAGGGAGAUCCGGAGUAUUAUCGUCUUUGGGGCCCUUCGCAGUGGCCUGAUGAAGACCUAAUUCCGGGAUUUAGGGAUACUAUGGAACGUUACCUGGACCAGGUUCAAGACCUCAGCUACAAGCUUAGUUCCUUACUCGCAGAGGCGUUCGGUCUCCCUCCGAACGGGCUUGCGCACUUCUAUGACACCGACGAGCUAAUGCAACAUCGGUCGAAGAUUGUACGGUAUCCCGUGGUCAACGAAGGUGAUGACGACCAGGGCGUGGGUCCCCAUUACGAUGGGGGAUUCCUAACAUUCGUUGAGUGUCUAUUCCUCUUACAAGCGUCGCCACACCGUGGCCUACAAGUCCAGAAUCUUUCAGGACAGUGGAUUGACGCACCGCCCAUACCGGGCACUUUCGUUGUCAACAUCGGAAAAGCGUUGGAAUUCGUAACACGAGGAUUGGCUCGCGCAACGUCCCAUCGUGUUAUUUCGCCUAAAGGGUUGACAACACCUCGAUAUUCGGUGCCCUUCUUUCAGAGCAUUGGCUUGGGUGUGCAACUUGCGAACGAGGUGCUCGAUUUCCCUCCGGAAAUUUUGAAACUUCGGGACCAAAGGGGCAAGGUAGCCGCGACUGACUCCGUCAAUUUCUCCGAGUUCGACAAAGAACCGUCGGGCAAAGUCAGCCUCAUUGGACGUAUAAAGAGCCAUCCGGAUGUUGGAGAGCGACAUUAUCCGGAAUUGUUCAAACAAAUCUUUCCUCAAGGUUUCACAGGCAAAGGGAGUGCAUACUAA